AUGUGCCUCUGGGCCCUGCGGCUCCUCCUCAUGCGACAACCGUUGUAUCUGCUGGUCCAGGCCGGUCAGCCUCUAGAGUGGGCCCAGGUCCCUGGACCAGAUGUUGGGUGCACCUCGGGAUUGACUGAAACUCCAGGCCCCUUCGUGGACUCGGAUUCAUCUGGAGAGCCGCCCUUGGGGCCAGAUCAGGAUGCUGUUCUGCAUCAGGAUCUCAAUGAGCUGACUGGCAGGAAGGGCUCCCAGAGGCUGUUUCGAUGCUACACCGGGACCAGGAUCAGGCCAGACUUCAGGGAUCCACAAAAAGUGAAAGAGUUUCUACAAGAAAAACAUGAAAAGAAAAGAUGGUAUGUCCCGCCAGAACAGGCCAAAGUGGUGGCAUCAGUGCAUGCAUCUAUUUCAGGGUCCUCUGCCAGUAGCACAAGCAGCACACCUGAGGUCAAACCACUGAAGUCUCUUUUAGGGGAUUCUGCACCAACAUUGCACUUAAAGAAGGGUACACCAAGUCAGUCCCCAGUUGUAGGUCGCUCUCAAGGGCAGCAGCAGGAGAAGAAGCAGUCUGACCUUUUGAGUGUUCUUGGCUCAGACAUCUUUGCCGCUCCAGCUCCUCAGUCAACAGCUACAGCCGAUUUUGCUAACUCUGCACAUUUCAACAGUCAUGCAGGUGGAAGUGCUGGAUCCAUAAAUGCUAAUUUUGCUCAUUUUGAUAACUUCCCCAAAUCCUCCAGUGCUGAUCUUGGAAGCUUCAAUACUUCCCAGAGUCAUCAAACAGCACCAGCUGCUUCUAAAGUUUCAACAAACAAAGCUGGAUUACAGACAGCAGACAAAUAUGCAGCACUUGCUUAUUUAGACAAUAUCUUCAGUACUGGGCAAGGUGGUGAUCAGGGAAGUGGCUUUGGGACCACAGGUAAAUCUCCUGUUGGUUCUGUGGUUUCAGUUCCCAGUCAGUCAAGUGCAUCUUCAGACAAGUAUGCAGCCCUGGCAGAACUGGACAGCGUUCUCAGUUCUGCAGCCACCUCCAGGAAUGCGUAUACUUCCACAAGUAAUGCUAGCAGCAACGUUUUUGGAACAGUGCCAGUGGGUGCUUCUGCACAGACACAGCCUGCUUCUUCAAGUGUGCCUGCUCCGUUUGGAGCUACGCCUUCCACAAAUCCCUUUGUUGCUGCUGCUGGUCCUUCUGUGGCAUCUUCUCCAAAUCUAUUUCAGACCAAUGCCAGAGGAGCAACAGCGGCAACCUUUGGCACUUCCUCCAUGAGCAUGCCUGCGGGGUUCGACACCCCUGCUCCCUAUAGUCUUCCCACCGGCUUUAGUGGCAGCUUCCAGCAGCCUGCUUUCCCAGCCCAAGCAGUUUUCCCUAACAAAACAGGUUUUUCUCAACAGCCCAGUGGUGCAGGUUUUGCAGCAUUUGGACAAACAAAGCCAGUGGUGACCCCUUUUGGUCAAGUUGCAGCUGCUGGGGUAUCUAGUAAUCCUUUUAUGACUGGUGUACCAACAGGACAAUUUCCAACAGGAAGCUCAUCAACCAAUCCUUUCUCAUAG
Messenger RNA from Carlito syrichta (Philippine tarsier), 1536 nucleotides. RefSeq names its product arf-GAP domain and FG repeat-containing protein 1-like. Gene Ontology annotation, cellular component: cytoplasmic vesicle. The record is from RefSeq and is a predicted model, not a curated record. NCBI's taxonomy places the organism in Eukaryota, Metazoa, Chordata, Mammalia, Primates, Tarsiidae.